AUGGACAAGCGCAACGAGCCUCGCAGGCUAUCCGACGUGAAAUGUGGACUUUCAAGCGACGACAUGGCGAUGUCGAGGUUGGAUGAAACACGGUCAGCAUAUGUGGCUGAUGGCAACCGUCCGUCAUGGGUAGCGAGGGACUGUACACAUCGCGCACGAGACCUGCUUCAGACGGGUAUGCCGACGCCAGAAUCUCUGCUAUCCGAUCCCGAAACCUGGGGGCCAUCUGGGGGCCGUCAGCUACAUCCUUGGCUGACGGCAAAUGGACCCUUGACCCUUCACGAGCUGGACUGGUUGCUCCGUCCAGUUGGCUCCGGUGCACGGCAUAACGGCCUAACCUGGCCGAUCUUGGUCGAUACUCGGCUUUGGGCAGCGAUGCUCCGGGCUUUGCUUGCUGCUGCAACACGACAAUGGCAACCUCACAACUGCGAACAGAGCGCAGGGAAGUGGGCAGUUCAAAACAUGUAUAUGGUGGAUCAAUAUGUAAGUGGUUGCGAGAGACCGAUGCUUGCGAGAGUUGACGGGACCGAGCAGGCCGCCAGGUCCCCCAGGAAGCCCGAGAAGCACCGGCCCAGCAAAUCCAAGCCGUCUACCUCGACAAGCAGCAGCCACAUGCGCCCGGUCAGCUUCCUGUUUGUGGUAAACAGACUUGAAGUAACCUAUUUUAGCGAUCAGCACAACGAUCAGGAUUACCGCAGGGAUGAGUGGCUGAACCUUCUCCCGCCAACCUGUCACACGGGGUAUACGGGUGAGAGGGUCAGCCAAGUGAUGCGAUAUCAAGAUGGUCAAGUCACGAUAGCCCGUGGCUACCAGUGGUAUCGCCCAGCCUGGCAUGAAGACGGUCAUUUUUACCAAGCUGCGUACGGGCAGCUACUCGAACCGUACAAGAAGCACGCAGUCUUUGCAUGCAACCCGCACCUGCCCAUCGUCGUGAUCCCUGGGGACCCGACGACGACAAACCCGGUAGAGGGUCCAUUUGCGUUGCACUUCUUCCACAGCCCAAACCCUGAACUGAGAGGCAUCUCGUUUGCAACGACGGAGAGCGGCAACAUGCCACAUGGACAUGGGCCGGUCAAGCGGGUUGCGGGCAAACAUCCCAGCUGGAUCCCAAGCUUGGUUCCUACCCCCUACAGUAACCGUCUACCAUCCACGUCCCAGGCAUCUCGUGGCCUCUCGGGCGAGAUAUCCAUCAUCCUCGGCCUGAUGGCUUUUAGUCAAGAUAUCGACGCCGUCGAAGACAUCUUUGUCGGGCGCGAUGGGCACCACGGCCUCUGGCACAACCGGCACUGGUAUUGCAACUACCCACCCGCCCUCUAUCCACUCACGGAGCAUCAUCACCCCUGCGGCUUCCUCAUCGCCGUGGCUGUCGACCCUGAAAAUCCUUCCAUCUCGACGCCCGAACGGAUCCACAGCUUCGAAUGGACCGGCGUCAUCGUCAAAGAGACUCCGUCGUCAGCCUCCUCCUCGUCGAAGGUGCGGUGA
Drechmeria coniospora is the source of this 1482-nucleotide messenger RNA. RefSeq lists its product as uncharacterized. The transcript has 3 exons. NCBI's taxonomy places the organism in Eukaryota, Fungi, Ascomycota, Sordariomycetes, Hypocreales, Ophiocordycipitaceae. The coding region runs from base 1 to 1482 and encodes 493 amino acids. The record is from RefSeq and is a predicted model, not a curated record.